Molecule: messenger RNA, 877 nt
Organism: Myripristis murdjan (pinecone soldierfish)
Lineage: Eukaryota; Metazoa; Chordata; Actinopteri; Holocentriformes; Holocentridae
Product: transgelin-like
Exons: 5
Coding region: 169-777 (202 amino acids)
Biological process (GO): actin filament organization
Cellular component (GO): actin cytoskeleton
Molecular function (GO): actin filament binding
Source: RefSeq, a predicted model, not a curated record
UGCUGAAUGCGGUGAAGUCAUCUCAGACAAGGGUGUUUGCUAUAUUUACGUUGGCACAGCCGUGAAGUGCACUCUGCCCCUGCGUUGUGUAAGGAAGAAGAGUUAGGAGAGUUUGGAAGCCACCUGCAUUCACCUCAGCUACUGUACUCAACUAAACACUGAUCAAACAUGGCAAACAAAGGUCCAGCCUAUGGUCUGAGCCGUGAGGUGCAGAGCAAGAUUGAUAAAAAAUAUGACCCGGAACUGGAGGAAAGGCUGACGGAAUGGAUCACCGCCCAGUGCGGCUCCUCAGUUGGUCUGCCGGAGGCCGGAAAGAUCGGCUUCCAAAAAUGGCUCAAGGAUGGAUGUGUGCUGAGCGAGCUCAUCAACAGCUUGUACGGUGCCAACAAGCCCAUCAAGAGCGUCAAGCCCUCUCCUAUGGUCUUUAAGCAGAUGGAGCAGAUCUCCUUGUUCCUCAGCGCAGCGGAAAAGUACGGAAUCACCAAAACUGACAUGUUCCAGACAGUUGACCUCUUCGAAGGGAAGGACCUGGCUGCUGUUCAGCGGACCCUGAUGGCUUUGGGAAGUUUGGCAGUCACAAAGAAUGAUGGGAAUUAUCGCGGAGACCCCAGCUGGUUCCAUAAGAAGUCACAAGAAAAUAGGAGGGAUUUCUCAGAGGAGCAGCUCAACGAAGGUAAAUCUGUCAUUGGCCUGCAAAUGGGCACAAAUAAAGGAGCAUCUCAGAGCGGCAUGACGGGCUAUGGGCGACCCAGGCAGAUCAUCAACAACAACCCCUGAACCCGACCGGCACUGCUGCCUCCCAAGCCCGAGACACUCCUCCUCCUCUCGUCUGAUUGGCCAGUUACAGAGGAAUCUGUGCGUUAACUUGGCCAAAGAG